AAAAAUCAGCUGUUGUGACAUAAUAAUAAUAAAUGCUUGGUGCUGUCGGCUGAGAUGAUAUAUAAUUUGUUUUACAUUUUUAAAUAAAUUUUUUGAAUAAAAUAAUGUCUUUUAAAAGCGCGCUCUCGGCUUUAGUGCAAAAUACACAAAAAUUAGUGAUAGCACGAAACCAAUUUCGUCACCUGCACUCGACACCAUGUUUACUAAAAGUUGAAGAUCGAAAAGAAAUGUUAGCAUCCAUGCCUGCAAAGGACGAAGGUACGGCUGGUGAGAGAUCAGUGGACAUUGAUACAUUAAUAGGAAAAAAAAAAGAAAAAUUCUUUCCUAAUGCCAACACACCACAGCAAUUAUUCAAUGGAAUUCCAUUUAGCGAAUUACCAAUUUGUAACAUACGUGUCUCACCUAAUAAUACAAUAAUAUCUGUUACCGAUUAUAAAGGUACAACACGGUUUAUACGCUCUUGUGGCAUUGAAGGAUUUAAAAAUACGAGAAAGGGCACAAACAUUGCAGCCCAGGCUACUGCAAUAACAAUCGGAUCUAAAUCAAUGGAAAUUGGUUGGAAAUCAGUACGUGUUCAAGUGCGUGGCUUAGGACCUGGAAGAAUGUCAGCCAUAAAAGGUUUACAAAUGAGUGGACUCAAUAUUAUUUCCAUCACCGACAAUACACGCGUAACUUGGAAUCCUCCACGUGCACGUAAACAAAGAAGUCUCUAAUUGUUUUAAUAUUUAAUAAUUAAUUUAAUAAUUA
Messenger RNA from Teleopsis dalmanni, 747 nucleotides. Its product is annotated as 30S ribosomal protein S11-like. The record is from RefSeq and is a predicted model, not a curated record. Lineage: Eukaryota; Metazoa; Arthropoda; Insecta; Diptera; Diopsidae. Gene Ontology annotation, molecular function: small ribosomal subunit rRNA binding; structural constituent of ribosome; mRNA 5'-UTR binding. Gene Ontology annotation, biological process: ribosomal small subunit assembly; maturation of SSU-rRNA from tricistronic rRNA transcript (SSU-rRNA, 5.8S rRNA, LSU-rRNA); translation. Bases 105 to 713 code for a protein of 202 amino acids. Gene Ontology annotation, cellular component: mitochondrial small ribosomal subunit; ribosome. The transcript has 5 exons.